AUGUUGAUUCCCAAGGCCGACCGCAAGAAGAUUCACGAGUACCUCUUCCGCGAGGGUGUCCUCGUCGCGCAGAAGGACUUCAACCUCCCCAAGCACCCCGACAUUGACACCAAGAACCUGUUCGUCAUCAAGGCUGCUCAGUCCCUCAACUCCCGCGGCUAUGUCAAGACUCAGUUCUCUUGGCAAUACUACUACUACACCCUGACCCCCGAGGGUCUCGACUACCUCCGGGAAUGGCUUCACCUGCCUGCCGAGAUCGUUCCUGCUACUCACAUCAAGCAGCAGCGAUCACACGCUCCUCCCCGUGGCAUGCUCGGCGAGGGCGAGCGUGAGCGACGACCUUUCGGCCGUGGACGUGGCGGCGACCGUGGUGACCGUGAGGGUGGAUACCGAAGGAGGGAUGCUGGCGAGGGCAAGGAGGGUGGUGCUCCCGGCGAGUUUGCUCCUCAAUUGUGA
Molecule: messenger RNA, 456 nt
Organism: Trichoderma aggressivum f. europaeum
Lineage: Eukaryota; Fungi; Ascomycota; Sordariomycetes; Hypocreales; Hypocreaceae
Exons: 2
Coding region: 1-456 (151 amino acids)
Cellular component (GO): cytosolic small ribosomal subunit
Molecular function (GO): RNA binding; structural constituent of ribosome
Source: RefSeq, a predicted model, not a curated record